This is a messenger RNA of Cinclus cinclus, 1402 nucleotides long. RefSeq names its product solute carrier family 17 member 9 (gene SLC17A9). The record is from RefSeq and is a predicted model, not a curated record. The transcript is spliced from 13 exons. Gene Ontology annotation, cellular component: membrane. NCBI's taxonomy places the organism in Eukaryota, Metazoa, Chordata, Aves, Passeriformes, Cinclidae. Bases 42 to 1388 code for a protein of 448 amino acids. Gene Ontology annotation, molecular function: transmembrane transporter activity. Gene Ontology annotation, biological process: transmembrane transport.
CCGCCGCGAUGUGAUCCGGGGAGGCGGAAGGCGCUGCCCGCAUGGCCGCGGGGGGGCCCGGCAGGAAUGUGGCCCUGGGCAGCGGUCCCCGGGACGGCAUGAGGCGGGAUGGCGGCACCGAGCCCUACUGGUCCAGGCCCGAGGCCCGUGUGUGGACGGUGAUGUUGCUGCUGGGGACGUGCCUGCUGUACUGUGCCCGUGUCACCGUGCCCAUCUGUGCCGUGGCUCUCAGCUCCUACUUCGACUGGGACAAGAAGCAGUUCGGCAUCGUGCUCAGCAGCUUCUUCUGGGGCUACUGCUUGACACAGAUUAUUGGAGGACACAUCAGUGAUCAAAUAGGAGGUGAGAAAGUCCUCCUCCUUUCAGCAUCAGCCUGGGGGUUCCUCACAGUCCUCACCCCACUGCUCACCCACAUCACUUCAGCCCAUCUGGUUUUUAUGACCUCCUCCAGGUUCCUCAUGGGGCUGCUGCAAGGGGUGUACUUCCCAUCCCUGGCCAGCCUGCUGUCCCAGAGGGUCCGGGAGAGUGAGCGAGCCUUCACCUACAGCACAGUGGGGACUGGAUCACAGUUUGGGACGCUGCUGAUUGGUGGUGCAGGAUCUCUCCUCCUGGAUUGGUACGGCUGGGAAAGUGUUUUCUACUUCUCUGGUUUGCUCACGUUGCUCUGGGUUUAUUGCACCUGCAAAUACCUCCUGAGUGAGAAAGAACUCACCAUCCCCAUGAACUAUUUAACGAGAGGGCUCUCGAUACCCAAGCAGACCAAAGUUCCCUGGAAGCAGCUGUUUAGGAAGGCACCGAUCUGGGCUGUCAUCAUCGCUCAGCUCUCCACGGCCAGCACCUUCUUCACCCUCCUCUCCUGGCUGCCGACUUUCUUUAAGGAAACCUUUCCCGAGUCCAAGGGUUGGGUGUUUAAUGUAGUCCCCUGGCUGGUUGCAAUUCCAAUGAGCUUGUUCAGUGGAUUUCUGUCUGAUCAUUUAAUCAGUCAAGGGUACAGAACCAUCACCAUUCGUAAGUUCAUGCAGGUCAUUGGCUCUGGUGUCUCAAGCAUUUUUGCUUUGUGCCUGGGCCAGACCUCCAGUUUCUGCAAAGCAAUAGUGUUUGCCUCAGCCUCUGUUGGACUGCAGACCUUUAACCACAGUGGCAUCUCGGUAAAUGUGCAGGACCUGGCCCCCUCGUGUGCUGGCUUGCUGUUUGGGGUUGCAAAUACAGGUGGAGCCCUCCUAGGUGUCAUUUGUGUGUACCUGGCUGGAUACCUGAUUGAGACCACUGGCUCCUGGAUUUCUGUGUUCAACCUGGUGGCUGCUGUGAACAGCAUUGGGCUCUGCACAUUCCUCCUCUUUGGAGAGGCCCAGAGGGUGGACACAGACUCUGUGUACGUGGAUCUUUAGAGAUGAGCCCAAGG